Messenger RNA from Paramecium pentaurelia, 971 nucleotides. The record is from the annotation of a GenBank genome assembly. Lineage: Eukaryota; Ciliophora; Oligohymenophorea; Peniculida; Parameciidae.
AUGUGGCGAGUGGAAAUAAACAAUUUUCUUUACAGUUUUUUGGCAGGAGGAGCUUCAACAGGGUUGAUUCAGCUUUUUUAAACUCCUGUUGAUUUAAUGAACUUAAUCAUUUAUUCUUAAAAUCAAAAUCAGCCUAUUCCAUUUGUUUGUAUUUUUUAAAAUAAAUCUUGUUAGAAAGACUUUUUUGCUAUUUACAAUUACUUCAAGAGGAUGGAAUCAUAACCUAUUUAUGUAAAAAUGGGUUUUAGAAAAUUAUGAGAAGUGCCUUAUUAUCUGGAGUACAUUUUUCAGUUAAAGAUACAUUAAAGAGCUUGUUUUUGUCAGAUCAUGAAGUUACAAAAAACACAAGAAAGUUUCUCUUGAGAUUAAUUUAGGCUAUUUUUUGGUACUCUAAUAAAUGGUGGGAUUUCAGGGAUUAUAGGAUUGCUGACAGUAUAUUUUCUUGAUUUCUAAAUGAUAAUGUAAAUGAAUAAUGCUGGACCAUAAUCUAAUAGAAAUUCAACACGCUCUAAUUAAAUUAAGUAAGUUUUUAUUGGAUUGGGCUUAUCUCUGCCAGGUGUCUUUGUCUACAGAGCUUUUUAUUUUGGGUAUUAUACAUAAUGAUUGCUUAGUUGCUAUGAUGCUGGAAAAUAAAUUUUGUGGGGAAAGGCUGUAAAAUAACGUAAAGCUUCCUUCUUGUUUAAAUUUUUCCUUGCUUACAUAUCUACCUUCAUUGCUAGUUCUUUUUCAUAUCCUUUUGAUACUAUUCGAAGAAGAAUUAUGAUGUAAUAAAAUACAUCUGGACCAAGAAAAAUUGUAUUUUAUAAAUCACAUAGUUUAAGGGUAUUUUUGGGGUGAUCAAAUAAAUUAUAUAAAAAGAAGGUUUAAGUGGAUUUUUUAAGGGAAAUUCCAUAACAAUUGGAAGAUAUGUAAACUAAUCUUUAGCACUUGUGCUUUAUGAUUGCUUUCAAAAAAUAAUCUUAAGAAUUUGA